Messenger RNA from Neolamprologus brichardi, 1472 nucleotides. The record is from RefSeq and is a predicted model, not a curated record. Lineage: Eukaryota; Metazoa; Chordata; Actinopteri; Cichliformes; Cichlidae.
UGGUCUUUUUUAUUUGAUUUAAAACAUUUUUUAGAAGACAGUCAUUAGAAAGAAGCAACUUAGCGUAGUGAAGCGGAAAGGAGAUGACUACCAGCACUGCUCUUGUGCUCCUCAUUCUCUCUCUAACAAGCAGCUGGGCAGAGAAUGCAGAGGAGCGCCUGGUAAACUACCUUUUAGGUCCAGAGCACUACAAUAAACUAAUCAGACCUGCUGUCAAUAAGAGCCAGCAGGUCACCGUCUCCAUACAGGUGUCUUUGUCUCAGCUCAUCAGUGUGAAUGAGAGAGAACAGAUAAUGACGACCAACCUGUGGCUGUUUCAGGAAUGGAACGACUACAGGUUGAGAUGGGAUCCUGAGAAAUAUGAAGGCAUCAAGAAAUUGCGAAUACCCUCCAAACUUAUCUGGCUUCCUGAUAUAGUGCUCUAUAACAAGUAAGUUUCCUUCUAUUGCAAUGCUGUGGUCUCAAACACGGGGGACAUCUUCUGGCUCCCUCCAGCAAUCUACAAGUCAGCCUGUGCCAUCGAGGUGCAGAACUUCCCCUUUGACCAGCAGAACUGCACUCUCAAGUUCCGCUCUUGGACCUACGACCACACAGAAGUAGAUCUUAUCCUCACCAGUGAUUUCGCCAGCCGUGACGACUUUACCCCGAGUGGAGAGUGGGACAUCGUCUCGCUCCCAGCACGCAAAAACGAGGACCCCAACGACAUAACCUAUCUGGACAUCACCUAUGAUUUUGUCAUCAAGAGGAAGCCUCUUUUCUAUACCAUCAAUCUGAUUAUCCCCUGUGUGCUGAUCACAUCACUAGCUAUCCUGGUGUUCUACCUGCCGUCAGACUGUGGGGAGAAAAUGACGCUUUGCAUCUCAGUGCUGCUGGCACUCACUGUGUUCCUGCUGCUCAUAUCAAAGAUAGUGCCACCUACCUCUCUAGCAGUGCCACUCAUAGGUAAAUACUUAAUGUUCACCAUGGUGCUGGUCACAUUCUCGAUUGUAAGCACCGUCUGCGUCCUCAACGUCCACCAUCGCUCACCGUCCACUCACUACAUGCCUGACUGGGUCAAACGGCUCUUCUUAGUCCGUCUACCUACCUUCCUCCUCAUGAGGCGUCCAGGCUCUUCCAAUGUUCGUGAUAAACUGCGCCGGAAAUACACCAGUCGGAGUAUUGUCUGUAAAAAUAACACCCAAAGCAGCACAAACAAAAAGCAGUACUCAAACAUCAGACUCGGUGGCAUCAGAACCGACGCCGACGCUUUCUACGUGAAUGAGGAUUUGGCGCAGCGGUGUUGCUGGCCGGCUGGUGACAUCCCGGAUGGUGGCGGUGGCUUUUCAGACUUCCAGAGGCCUUUGGCCAAUCAGUUAGAUGCAGAUCUGGAGGAGGCAGUGGAUGGAGUGAGAUACAUAGCUGAACACAUGAAGACAGAAGACGACGAUGAAGGGAGCACAGUGUUUCAUUUCCACAAUCCACCUCCCAAGUAA